AGAACUGUAUGUCUAUACAUUGCUCCUCACAUAAGAGAGCUCCAGUGUCUAUACUGUACUGUCACAUGAAAGCUGGUAUAUCUGGUGAAGAGCCGUCAUCAUACGAUGAAGGCGGAUUGAAUAGAAGACCAACUGUCCUCUGGGUUUGAUUAGCUUUUGGGGUCAUACACUGUCCGGAUAACUGUUUCACGAAGAUGGCGAAGCAAAGAAAGGCAAAAUUCCAGGCCACGCCUGACCCUAGACCUAACCCUGUUACUGAGAGAUCACUUAUCCCUGUCACUGUCUCUGAAGAACCAGCAGCAAUCCGUACUCGCCAUGAUUGGAAAGACUCCACCAGAGCUUUGAUGAUUCCUGGUCUUGCCGCGGUAUAUUCCAGAGUAUCCUUGUUGGCUUUGGCACCGGUUUAUGGUUCAACACCAGCACACAUGUAUCACGAAACUCUCUGCAACACUGCCAUCUUAGCAGGGUCUUUCUUGUAUACACGGAUUCCUAAUGCCCUCAGAAAGGCUGAAAACAUUCUUCCGGCACUCGCAAUAUCUAUCCCCAUUUUUCAAAGCUUCCUCUUCCAGCAGAGCUCUCGGUUUGGUAACCCGGCUGGACCGGUGUUGACUGAACUGAUAACCAUCUGCCCGUUGCUGUUACUUUCAAUGUCCUCGUAUUCAAGGAUUAUCUCAAAUACAUCGAACCUUCGCCGAGCAAACCGACUGCAACUCCUUUCGAGGUUCAUUCCAUUAUUAUUUGGGGUUGUUCUGUUCAGACUGGCGGAUUCGGCAUCUCAGACUUUGUUACCAUCGUAUAUCGGCUCGAAUGUCUUCAUGACGACAUUUGAUUUGCAAGUUAUUAUUGCAUGUAUCUACUCUUUUAUUCUUCCCUCCUAUCUGUCAUGGGUUCUAUUUAUGCUACCCGGAGUUUACCUCUACGUGACGUCGGAUAUGGACGCAUCGUUUGUGCUUACACCGGCUCGUGUCAAUUCGACUUUACAUGAGGUGGGAUACAGUCUAGUUGACCGGCAGGAGUCCUUGACUGGAUACAUAUCCGUCUUGGACAAUGUCGAGCUUGGAUUUCGCGCCAUGAGAUGUGAUCAUAGUCUUCUGGGAGGACAAUGGACGAGUCGACCAUCGGAUUAUAACCCGCGAGUAUCAGAUCCUAUAUAUGCUGUUUUCACUAUGCUCGAGGCGGUCCGGCUUGUGGAGCCUGACUCUAGCCUACCGGAGAAAGAGGACAAGGAUAGCAAUGCGCUCGUCAUCGGACUCGGAAUAGGUACGACCCCUGCUGCACUGAUUCAACACGGUAUAGAUACGACUAUUGUAGAAAUCGAUCCGGUUGUAUACAACUUUGCAUUACAACAUUUUGGGUUCCCGCAAAACCAUACUGCAGUCAUUGAUGACGCAGUUUCAUUCGUCGAGACCGCACGAUACGAACGCAUGAAGUAUGAUUAUAUCAUUCAUGAUGUUUUCACGGGUGGUGUCGAACCUGUUGAGUUGUUCACUCUGGAGUUUAUGCAAGGGCUUGACGCAUUACUCGAAGACGACGGUGUGAUUGCAAUUAACUACGCUGGAGAUGUUUCUCUCCCCGGUGCAGGAGUAGUAAUCCGCACAAUAAAGACGGUCUUUCCCGAAUGUCGCAUUUUCCGUGAAAAUGACGGCUCCGAAACACCAGCAGAAGAAUCUCUCGAGUUCAUCAACAUGGUCGUCUUUUGCAAGAAGACUCGUACGCCUCCGUUGACUUUCAGACAGCCCAAUGAAGGUGACUAUCUCGGUAGUCAGUCUAGGAAGUCGUACAUGGUACCACGACGGGAGAUAGACCACAAGAUAUUUGGCAUCGGUGAUGAUUCGACGGAUCAGCGUCUUUUAGAAGUUGGUAAGACGGAUGUCCUAGAGUCUUACCAUACUCAAAACGCGAUUGGACAUUGGAAUAUUAUGAGAAAGGUACUUCCAGCCAAGGUAUGGGAGAACUACUAACAUGUUUCAUAUAUAUGAAGAAUUCAUAUAAUUGCCUUCGGAAAUGUCGAGCGUUUAUGGAUAGAAGCUUGGAAUAUACUUGUUUCUGAACAUCUGUUC
Molecule: messenger RNA, 2060 nt
Organism: Talaromyces stipitatus ATCC 10500
Lineage: Eukaryota; Fungi; Ascomycota; Eurotiomycetes; Eurotiales; Trichocomaceae
Product: spermine/spermidine synthase family protein
Exons: 4
Coding region: 195-1961 (588 amino acids)
Biological process (GO): polyamine biosynthetic process
Source: RefSeq, a predicted model, not a curated record